GUGAGAUUCCCCUGUGAGGAAGAGGAGGAGGAGGCUGGUCCGCGGGGAGGGCAAAGAGUUCCCAUUGUCCUUUGGGGAAGAAACUGUGGCUUUUUCGAAGGAGGAGUUGGCUCUGCUGGACUUAAGCUGGGGAUGCGUGGGGAAAAAACAAAUGAAAGACCACAUGAAGUGUCCAGAAAAAGUGUUAAGUUGUCCGAUGUAAAAGAGAAUACUGGGAAUCAAGACAAGAUGAACUAGCUGGAGGGGAAUCCAAGUAAUAAAGAUAGGGAUAUAUGUCUGGAUUCUGACCUCCAUGCAAUGAUGGUUCAACAAAAAACACCCAAAGAAGCGAGAGAAAAGGAAUCCCCUGUGUCUGGAAAAACGAUCUCUCAUCAUACCCAUCAAGGAACGCAUGCAGGGGAGAAGCCAUUUGACUGUCCAGAGUGUGGAAAAGCAUUUAGUCAGAAGGGGGCGCUUGCUAUCCAUCAAAGAAUCCACUCAAGGGAGAAACCCUUCGAAUGCUUCGAGUGUGGAAAGAGAUUCUGCCACAAGGCUGCCCUUCAAGUGCAUGAAAGAAGACACACUGGCGAGGAGGCAUUUAAAUGCUUGGAGUGCGGAAAGAACUUCAGGGAUAAGCAUGAACUUGCUAAACAUCGAAGAAUUCACACAGAAGAGAAACCAUUUACCUGUCAGACGUGUAGAAAAGCAUUUAGGCAGAAGGGGGCACUUACUGUCCAUCAAAGAACACACUCAGGGGAGAAACCAUUUAAAUGCUUGGAGUGUGGAAAGGGAUAUUGCCAGAAGGCUGCCCUUCAAGCUCAUCAAAGAACACACAUUGGGGAAUCGCCACACAAAUGCCAAGAGUGCGGAAAGAGCUUCAGCUCGAAGAACAGCCUUACUUUACAUCAAAGACUGCACACAGGAGAGAAACCAUUUGAAUGUUCGCAGUGUGGAAAGAGCUUCAGGUGGAAGGAGAGCCUUGUAAUACAUCAGCGAAUUCACACAGACGAGAAACCAUUUGAAUGUUCACAGUGUGGAAAGAGAUUCUUUUCCAAGCGCAGCCUUAAACGUCAUCAGUUAAUUCACAGAGAACACAAGGCAUUUCAGUGUCUGGAGUGUGGAAAGAGAUUCAGCGAUAAGCAUUACCUUUCUAGACAUCAAAGAAUUCACACCGGAGAAAAACCAUUCAUUUGUCUGGUGUGUGGAAAAGCAUUUAGUUGGAAAAGGGCACUUACUUUCCAUCAAAGAAUCCACUCUGGCGAAAAACCAUGUAAAUGUUUGCAGUGUGGAAAGAGCUUCAGGUGGAAGGUGACCCUUGCAAUACAUCAGCGAAUUCACACAGGCACAGUAGAGAAACCAUUUGAAUGUUCGCAGUGUGAAAAGAGAUUCUUUUCUAGGCCCAACCUUACACGUCAUCAGCUUAUUCACAGUGGAGACAAGCCCUUUAAAUGUCUGGAGUGCAGAAAGGGUUUCACAGAUAAGUAUGACCUUGCUAAACAUCAAAGAAUUCACACAGGAGAGAAGCCAUUUAUCUGUCCGGAGUGUGGGAAAGCAUUUAAUCAGAAGGGGGCACUUACUGGGCAUCAAAGAAUCCACACUGGGGAGAAGCCUUUUGAAUGCUCUGAGUGUGGAAAGAGAUUCCGCCAGAAGGGUGCCCUUCAAGUGCAUGAAAGAACACACACCGGUGAGGAGCCGUUUAAAUGCUUGGAGUGUGGGAAGAGCUUCCGCUGUAGCAGUAUCCUUCAACAGCAUCAAAGAAGGCACAUCGGAGAGUCGCCUUAUAAAUGCCAAGAGUGCGGAAAGAGCUUCAGCUCAAAGUACAGCCUUACUUUACAUCAAAGAUUGCACACAGGGGAGAAACCAUUUGAAUGUUCGCAUUGUGGAAAGAGCUUCAGCAGGAAGGAGAGCUUUGUAAUACAUCAGCGAAUUCACACAGAUGAGAAACCAUUUGAAUGUUCACAGUGUAGAAAGAGAUUUUUUUCGAGGAACAGCCUUACACGUCAUCAGGUAAUUCACAGAGAUCACAAGGCAUUUAAAUGUCUGGAGUGCGGAAAGGGUUUCAGUGAUAAGCAUUACUUUGCUAGACAUCAAAGAAUUCACACAGGAGAAAAAACAUUCAUCUGUCUGGCCUGUGGGAAAGCAUUUAGGGAGAAGGGGGCACUUACUAACCAUAAAAGGAUCCACUCUGGGGAGAAACCAUUUAAAUGUUUUCAGUGUGGAAUGAGCUUUAGGUGGAAGGUGAGCCUCACAAUACAUCAGCGAAUUCACACAGCCACAGUGGAGAAACCAUUUGAAUGUUCACAGUGUGAAAAGAGAUUCUUUUCUAGGCAGAGCCUUACACGUCAUCAGCUUAUUCACAGAGAAGACAAGCCGUUUAAAUGUCUGGAGUGCGGAAAGGGUUUCAAAGAUAAACAUGGACUUACUAAACAUCAAAGAAUUCACACAGGAGAGAAACCAUUUAUCUGUCUGGUGUGUGGAAAAGCAUUUAGUCGGAAGUGGGCACUUACUGUCCAUCAAAGAAUAAGCCCUGGCGAGAAACCAUUUGAAUGCUUGGAGUGUGGAAAGAGAUUCUGCCAGAAGGCUGCCUUUGAAGGUCAUCAAAGAACUCACUCAGGGAAAACACCUUUUAAAUGCCCGGAGUGCGGAAAGAGUUUUAGAGAGAAGCAUUGCCUUGCUGCUCAUCAAAGAAUUCACACAGGGGAAAAACCAUUUGAAUGUCAGGAGUGUGGAAAAGCAUUUAGUCAGAAGGGGACACUUACUGUCCAUCAAAGAAUACACUCAGGGGAGAAGCCAUUUAAAUGCCUCGAGUGUGGAAAGGGAUUCCACUGCCGUAGUGUCCUUCAAGACCAUCAAAGAAGGCACACUGGAGAAAAGCCACAUAAAUGCCUGGAGUGUGGAAAGAAGUUCAGGCAGAAGAAUGGCCUUACUUUACAUCAAAGAAUUCAUUCAGGGGAGAAACCAUUUGAAUGUUUGCAGUGUGGAAAAAGCUUCAGGUGGAAAAACAACCUUGCAAAACACCAGCAAAUUCACACAGGCACAGGAGAAAAGCCCUUGAAAUGUUCGCAGUGUGGAAAGAAUUUUUUAUCCAGAUACAGUCUUACACGCCAUCAGUUAAUUCACACAGAAAACAACCCAUUUAAAUGUAUGGAGUGCGGAAAGAGUUUCAGGGAUGAGCAUGACCUUGCUAGACAUAGGAGAAUUCAUACAGGAGAGAAGCCAUUUAUCUGUCUGGAGUGUGGAAAAGCUUUUAAUCAGAAGAGGGCACUUACUGCCCAUCAAAGAACACACUCAGGGGAGAAACCAUUUGAAUGCUUGGAAUGUGGAAAGAGAUUCUGCCAGAAGGUUGCCCUUCAACGUCAUCAAAGAACUCACACAGGGGAAAAACCAUUUAAAUGCCUGGAGUGUGGCAAGAGUUUUAGUGAUAAGCAUUGCUUUGCUAGACAUCAAAGAAUUCACACAGGAGAGAAACCUUUUCAAUGUUUGCAGUGUGGAAAGAACUUUAGUGAGAGGAGAUACCUUAGAAACCAUCAGACAACUUGCAAAGGGGAGAUCCCUUUUAAUUGCUUGGGGCUUGCAAAGGGCUUUCACCAGGGGGGUCCUCUGCAAUACAAUCAAAGUGCUCCCACCGAGACUUCUUUGAAGGAGGAGGAAGAGUCUGAUACCCCUGAUCUUCCCUCUGUUACCAUAAUCCUGGGGCAAGAUGAGGGGUACAGUGACCGUGACAACUUGUCUGAGGUUCCCUGCAAACCAUUCAUUCCUGUCGCUAGCCCAGCUGUGAUUCACGACUCUCCUCCCACCACCCAUGGCUCAACAGAACACAGUUUGCAGUGCAUCCGGUGGGAUACUCAGAGCCAUGGUGGGAGGGCCUACCUGACUCCCAGAGUACCCUUUCUCCCAGGAAAUACGCUUGUUUAAGGCCCCGCUCAGGAACAUGGCUCUACUUGUGAGGCAGACUCCGAUGCAACUUCAGAAACCGGGUCAGCCAGAACAAAUGCUCCCAGACUUUUCCUUGGUUAAGAGCUGCAUUAGAGCUAUUUGUCUCCAUUUAUGUGCUCAUGACAGGAGAAACAUUUCAGUGUCUGAAGUAUAAACAGAGCCUAAGGCAGGGCACAAGUCUUACUUUACAUCAAAGAAGCCUCAUAGUACAAA
This is a messenger RNA of Elgaria multicarinata webbii, 4128 nucleotides long. RefSeq names its product zinc finger protein 850-like. NCBI's taxonomy places the organism in Eukaryota, Metazoa, Chordata, Lepidosauria, Squamata, Anguidae. Gene Ontology annotation, biological process: regulation of transcription by RNA polymerase II. The transcript has 3 exons. The record is from RefSeq and is a predicted model, not a curated record. Gene Ontology annotation, molecular function: RNA polymerase II cis-regulatory region sequence-specific DNA binding; DNA-binding transcription factor activity, RNA polymerase II-specific. The coding region runs from base 298 to 3894 and encodes 1198 amino acids. Gene Ontology annotation, cellular component: nucleus.